GCGCGGCGGCAGACCGGCCGGCGGUCAGUGUUGUAGUGGCGAUGGACGGCGGCGCAGUGAGGACGUGGUGUCUGGCGGCGCUGCUGCUGCCGCUGCUGUUGGGGGCCCUAGCGGACCGCGCGGCGAGCGAUGACGAGGACGGAGCUGAUGAUGCGGAAGACGAGUCGUCGACGUCGCUGGUGCAGAAGCAGGGCGAGCGGGUGAUGAGCGAGCAGGUGCUGGCGCUGCUGGACCACUUCCGGCAGGAGGACCCCAAGGGUCUGCCGGGCGCGCCCGUGCCCGACCCCAUGGACAUCCCGGACAACACCAAGUCCUUCACCGGCGCCCGCAUCACGCUCAAGGAGUCCAAGGUCUACGGCCUGUCGCAGUUCCGCAUCGAGCACGUCCGAACCAACCUCAAGGACACGCAGAUGUCGGUGGGUGUGAGCAUCGAGAAGCUGGAGGUGGUGGGCAGAUACACACUGCGUGCCUGGCUGUCGGGCUCGCACGGCCCCUACACAGUCACCAUGACUGGAGUCCAGGUGGAGGGCCUCGCCAUGCUGGAGGUGCAGCGUGACGGCAGCCUGGCUGCCGAGGAGAUCCAGAUGGACAUCUCCUUCAGUGACAUCGACAUGAACUUCGAGAACCUCGGCUUCAUGGGCACUGUCUUCCAGGGAAUCCUGAACUCAGUGGGUACGUUCAUCUUCGACAGCAUCAAGCCCUUCAUCUUGAAAGAGGUCAACAAGAACGUGCGUGGCGACAUCAACAAGAACGUCGCCAAAAUUCCGCAGCGCUUCCCCAACUCCAUCUCUCCAUUUGACACGGCCAUGUUCGACGUCCGGAAGAAGAUUCGGGAGAUGGGCUACGAUCCCAUGGGAGUGCCCAACUUCACCUGGGAGGGCGGACACGGAACAGUUGUGGUGGAUCUGUCCGGGAUGAUGAUGACUGGUCUGGCCACCUUCCACCGAGUGGGUGAGGUGACCAUCGACAUGGAGCGCAAAGUGGUGAGCGCGCAGAAGCUGAUGAAGGUGCGCCGGCGCGUGGUGGCCGCCUCCAACGGCACGUCGGACGAUACGGCCGUCUACGACGCCGCCGACAACAGCACGGCGAACGCGGCGCAGUUCGAGGAGGAGGUGGAGGAGCUGGUGGUGUUCGAGCGCCGCGUCGACCCCGAGGACGAGAAGUGGGCUCGCGAGCAGGGCGUGACCUUCAUCGAGGAGAGCAACGUGCUGACUGCGCACGCGCAGGUCGGCACCAAGCGGCUGCGCGGCUCCUGCCACUGGGACGCCAGCCUGGCCGGCCUCGUCACCAGCUCGGGGCUCGCCAGCUUCACCGUCGACUACAUACAGGUGACGGUGAGCGUCAGCCAGCCGCUGGACACCCGCAAGCGGCCCACGCUCGACAGCCUGCUGGUGCGCAUCGGCAACAUCCAGGCGCGCAUCGACGGGCUGGGCACGGCCGACUACGUGGCCGAGCUGAUCGUGAACGUGCUGCCCAACCUGCUGCGCCAGCAGAUCAUGUCCGCGUUCGCCGAGCCGCUGCGCCUGCGCGUCCAGAAGGAGCUGCUCUCCAUGGACGUGGACCGCGAGCUGCGCCGCCGCCUGCCCGAGAUGGACCAGGUGUUCUCCCAGCUGCAGCAGGAGCGAAACCAGUAGCCGGCAGUCUGCUCCAGACUGGCCCCCCGCAACAGUGACUCUGGGAGCGAGGCUGUCCCCGACAGUGGGCUCACGUAUUACCCGACGAGGCCAACUGGGGUCCCAGCCAGAGGGUGUUCAUGACCGAGGAGCGCACUGUCCGAUAUUUUGGGAACGUCAUCGUGCGCUAAACGUCUAGCAUCCUUUAAAUCAUUGGACGACCCACGCUAUCGACAAUACUUCUUGUGUACUGUGUCUUGAUCAGCAUUUAUUCUCUGGUAAUAAGUGUGAAUCUACGUUUGGUUUAAACAAAUCAUUAGCCAGUUGAAUUCUGUUCUUCUUUUUCAUCGUCAUCUUCUUCUGUACUUCAAGUAGUGGGGACCUCGCCUAUUCCAAUCUAAUGCCAGCCAUCUCUUCUGUAGUCUUCCAGUAUCUCCUUUUGCUUGUGGUUUGUCGUUCAAUAUUUGUUUUCUUAAUCUGCCUCCUGUCAUCCAGUCAAUAUACUCUAGUCAUUCUUAGCCCCCUUCUUCUUAUUCCUUUGUUAACUAAAUAAAUCCCCCCUACUCCCCAGCUCUGAUGUCUCAAUUUUUCAUGUAAUCCCUCACACUGGGACCCUUUUGGCUGCCUCAUAAAUUUCAUUUCACUGGUCUGCAUACGCGUUUCGUCAUGCUUUCGUGUUGUCGAGAAAGCUGUAGCCGUUACUUGAUUAAUUUUUGUUUUGUCGGUUUAUUGCCCAGUGGUGUGUGUGCUGUGCCACGCACUAUCUGAUAUGUCUUAAGGCAACAAUAUUUUUGUGAAUACUAUUAAAUGUGCCCUCCACGCAUGUGUGGUUCAGAAAAUAUAGUGUCAUUUGGAGAUCUUGCGCACUGUCUUACAAAAUUAUUUGGUCUCCAUCAAAUGCCGUUGUGUCUAUCCAGUUAUCCGUUCCUAUGAUAAUGUCCCAGUUAAUCUUCAUUGUCUGUUAUCAAGAAAGUCUUCAAUUUAAAAAAAAAAAACCACCAAAAACCGUGGGCUAUAAGCUAACCCAUGUCUCUCAUCCCUGUUAUGUGUUAUGGUUCCAGUCUUCACUUUUACUCAUGUUUAUUAUAAGUCUUGUUUCUAGAAUUAGGCUUGGGUCACGCUUGUCAAUUUAAAAUACACCAUAAAAUAAAAUUCUGUUGCUUCAUUUUUUCCUGAAUACAUAACAGACACGUACGGUGGACCAAUGAUUGCUGCCUACGAAAGUAUGUCGAUUAAUAUUGCAUGUCUUUCGCUAUUCUCACCGACACACACUCAGGUAUGGCCAUGCCACAGGUUCGUCUAUACAUCUGCGUUCCAUCACGGUCGACAGGGAGACUGUAGCGUCUCUGCUUCUAAGUAUCCCUAAGUGGCCAACGGUCCCUCGAACGGAGUACCAGACAUCUGAGCACGGAACGUGCAACUGUGCAGGUGGCUGUAAGGUGAAUUCAUCCACAUAUGUGAUGCAGGUAUGCCCUGCUCUGGGGGAAAAAAGGUCACUCUUACCAUAUCUUCAGUAUCACACUUACUGCAAGAAUAAUGUUGAUCAUACUUAUUUGCCGGUGGUGAUGAAAUCUCAUCAAUCCUCUCCCCCCCCCCCCACCAUUCCCUCCCCCCUGCUUCUCCACUCACCUCUAUCUAAUGUCGAAUCUCUCUAUUACUGUUAUUUAAUUCAACUCAAACGCUUUUCCAAUACGUUCCAUUGCCUUCUCCUGUAGUGGUAACAACUGAACUUGUGUGUGACUAUUGGUAGCCAAGUACCAAGUUGACUCCUGCUAGUGUGGGACCACAGUUGGCUUUAUCGAGUAAUAGAUCACCAAAAAUUAAAAUUUAUUUUGCGGAAUCACUGGACUCGAGUAACAAAUAUAAGCUACAAUGAGUUAGUGUAUUAGGGAAAUCGUGCUGCAGUCUGUUGUGAAUGAACUUUAACAACAUCAGCAGCAGCAUAACAUUAUUCAGCCAAAGAUGAAAGUACACUUUCAGAUAAGAAAAAUGAGUGCUAUGAGAUACUGAUAGUUUAAUGGACCAUUUAACUGUAUAUUAUGGUGUGAAAUGUUUUAUUCUGUGUAUGUUAUUUAAAAGAUAUGUACCAGCUUGAAAGAAGUAUUUUAGACCAACGAA
Molecule: messenger RNA, 3731 nt
Organism: Schistocerca cancellata (South American locust)
Lineage: Eukaryota; Metazoa; Arthropoda; Insecta; Orthoptera; Acrididae
Exons: 6
Coding region: 42-1634 (530 amino acids)
Source: RefSeq, a predicted model, not a curated record